GUUGCUGAUCACGGAAACCUACAACACACACACACACACACACGCUGCCGAAUUAACUGUCGACGGGAAGUCGUUGUCACUGGAGGUGGAAAAUACGCUUCGUCUGUUGUUUGCAGUCAGCUGAACUCGUGGCUCUCUAUAUUCUCCUACAUCUUUACUCGCACGUUGCUCUAGCGUUUUUCGGGGACAUGUCUACUCGACCCAUCACCGGCAUGCGGCCGCCCACAACCGGGGCUGCCUUUUCAGGCACCGGCUCCUCACUGACGGGCUCGCUGCGGCCCACCACGACGAUGGGAGGCGGUACCACCCUGGGCCGCAUUCAGACACAGGUACAGGAGGGCACCUUCACCUCCACCGUCUACGGCUACAUCCGCGACCACCAGUACGAGGAAGCGGUGGAGCUGCUCUCUACGCAGCUGGAGGAGUUCCCGCGCAGCCGCGCCGCGCUCUCGCUGAUGGCGUACUGCUACUACAUGAUGGGCAGCUACGCGGAGGCGGCGGACCUGUACGAGCAACUCACCAAGUGCUGCCCCAACAUUGAGGAGUACCGCGUCUACUACGCGCAGUCCCUCUACAAAGCGGGUGCGUAUGUGGAGAGCAACCGCCUGUGUACCAUGAUAAUGUCGGAACAGAACCAGGCUAUGGUUACCAAGCUGCAGGCGGCCAUCGCUUACGAGCAAGAGGACCUCCCGCAAACAAAGUCGUUUCUCGAGCAGGCACCAACGAGCGACGCGGACACGCUGGUGCUGCGCGCCUGCGUGCUGAGCAAGGAGGGCAGCUACGAGGAGGCGUUGGAUAAGUUUAAGCAGGCGCAGAACACAACGGGCUUCUCUGCACCGCUGACGUACAACAUGGCACUCAUGUAUUACCGAAUGGAGCAAUACGGCCCCGCACUGAAGCACCUCAGCGAGAUUAUCGAUCGCGGUGUGGAGGACCACCCCGAGCUGGGUAUCGGCAUCAACACCGAAGGAGGCGAGGCUCGGUCGGUGGGCAACACGCAGCUGCUGAAGGACACCGCCUUAAUUGAGGCGUUUAACUUAAAGGCAGCGAUCGAGUACGAGACAAAGAAUUUGGCCGCCGCGAAGGAGGCGCUGACGGACAUGCCGCCCCGCUCCGACGAGGAGCUCGACCCUGUCACGCUGCACAACACCGCCCUCAUCAACAUGAACGAGGACCCCACGAGUGGGUUCAAGAAGUUCAACUUUCUCCUGCAAAACCCACCCUUCCCGCCCGAGACGUUCCAGAACCUGCUGCUCUUCUACUGCAAGUAUCAGUACUACGACUUGGCGGCCGAUGUGCUGGCCGAGAAUCCGCACCUCGCGUGGGAGUACCUCUCGCAGAACAACCAGUCCCUUUACGACUUCUUGGAUGGCCUUAUUACGGCCCAAACGUCGCCGGCCGAGGCCUACCGCAAGUUCGACAUUCUCGCACAGAAGAUGGUGCAGCAACUGCGCAAUAUGACGCGUAAAAUACAGGAGGCCGACCAGGGCCAGGACGCGGCGGCCGCCAAGGCUGCUGUGAAGACAUACGACAUCACGUUAGAGGAGUACAUCCCCGUGCUGAUGGCCCAGGCAAACAUCUACUGGGAAAUGGAGAACUAUCCAAUGGUGGAGCGGCUCUUCCGGCAGUCCGCUGACUUCUGUUCGGAAAAUGAGGUGUGGAAACUGAACGUGGCGCACGUCUUCUUUAUGCAGGAGACGAAGUUCAAGGAGGCUAUUCGCUACUACCAGCCCGUGGUGGACGGCAACAAAGAAAACAUCUUGAACUGCAGUGCGAUUGUGCUGGCGAAUCUGUGCGUGUCCUACAUCAUGACGGCGCAGAACGAGAACGCGGAGGAGAUUAUGCGACGCAUCGAGCACGCGGAGCAGCCUCUCCAGCACGAGGAGGCCGGCAAGCAGCCGCUACACCUCUGCAUCGUGAACCUGGUUAUCGGCACCCUCUACUGCUCGAAGGGCAACUUCGAGUUCGGCAUCUCGCGCAUCAUCAAGUCGCUCGACCCCUACGACCGCAAGAUCAUGACCGACACGUGGUUCUACGCGAAGCGGUGCUUCGUUGCCCUGGCGAUGCACCUGGCCAAACACAUGGUCGCCCUCAAGGACUCCUCCUUUGAGGAGAUUCUGGUCUUCUUCGACCAGGCGGACCUCUACGGCGAGAAGAUCCCCGCCUUUGUGCACCCCGAUCCGUCGAAGCAAGACACCUCCGCCCGUAACACCGUCCGCUGGGAGGCCCGUCAGCUGAAGAAGCUCUACCUGACGUUGCGGGAGUAG
Leptomonas pyrrhocoris is the source of this 2267-nucleotide messenger RNA. RefSeq lists its product as hypothetical. The transcript has a single exon. The coding region runs from base 189 to 2267 and encodes 692 amino acids. Gene Ontology annotation, cellular component: intraciliary transport particle B; axonemal microtubule. The record is from RefSeq and is a predicted model, not a curated record. Gene Ontology annotation, biological process: intraciliary transport. Gene Ontology annotation, molecular function: protein binding; intraciliary transport particle B binding. NCBI's taxonomy places the organism in Eukaryota, Euglenozoa, Kinetoplastea, Trypanosomatida, Trypanosomatidae.